This is a messenger RNA of Pseudoliparis swirei, 3009 nucleotides long. Its product is annotated as protein kinase C delta type-like. Gene Ontology annotation, biological process: protein phosphorylation. The transcript has 17 exons. Gene Ontology annotation, molecular function: diacylglycerol-dependent serine/threonine kinase activity; ATP binding. Lineage: Eukaryota; Metazoa; Chordata; Actinopteri; Perciformes; Liparidae. The record is from RefSeq and is a predicted model, not a curated record. The coding region runs from base 146 to 2200 and encodes 684 amino acids.
CAGAGACUUGAACACUUCCUUAACCACCAUUGAAGAUUUGUUGAAGUCGGUCCACCGGGAGAACCGACCGUGGUUCUCCACAAAAAACAACAACUAAGCAGACACUUCGCGGGCUCAGCGGAAGAGGCUUCGGUGAGAAGUCACGAUGGCACCCUUCCUGCGUAUCACCUUCAACGAUUAUGACGUGGGCGUCCUGCCUCCUCUGGCUGAACCUCCCAUCUGCGCCAUCAAGAUGAAGGAGUCCGUCAACACAGAGCGAGGAAAGACCUUGGUCCAGAGGAAGCCCACUAUGUACCCGGCCUGGAAAGCCACGUUUGAUGCUCACAUCUACGAGGGCCGAGUCAUCGAAGUGGUCCUGAUGCAGAGCGCCGAGGAGCCGCUGGCCAAGGCCACGGUCGGCGUGUCGGUGCUGGCGGAGCGCUGUAAGAAUUCCAAGACCAGCGGCAAGGCCGAGUUCUGGUUGGACCUGCUUCCUUCAGGGAAGGUCCAGAUGGCGGUGCAGUUCUUCUUGGAGGACAGUGAUGCAGUGAUGUGUCAGCCAUCCAUGAAGGUGUCUUGUGAGGAGGGACUCACGACCCUCAACAGGAGGAGAGGAGCCUUCAAGCAGCCCAAAAUACACAUCAUCAAGAACCACGAGUUCACCGCCACCUUCUUCGGCCAACCCACCUUCUGCUCCGUGUGCAGAGAGUUCGUCUGGGGGCUCAACAAGCAAGGCUACAAGUGCAGACAAUGCAACGCGGCAAUCCACAAGAGAUGCAUCGAUAAAAUCAUCGGCAGGUGCACCGGCACGGCAGCCAACAGUCGGGACACCUUGUUCCAGAAGGAGCGCUUCAAGAUCGACAUGCCGCAUCGCUUCAAGCAACAUAACUACAAGAGCCCCACUUUCUGUGACCACUGUGGCAGUCUGCUCUGGGGCCUCUACAAGCAGGGCCUCAAAUGUGAAGAAUGUGGCAUGAACGUACACGCUAACUGUCAGAAGAAAGUGGCCAACCUGUGCGGCAUCAACCAGAAGCUACUGGCAGAGGUUCUGUCUCAAAUCAGCCAGAAAUCUAUCAGGAAGUCUGAUGAUUCCAGUACAGAAGACAUCGGGAUCUAUCAGGACUGCAACAGUGCAACAGUGGACUCUGGUGGAGACGGCAAGGCGCGCGAGGGCUUGAGCCCGGGCGGCCCGGACACACCUACAGUUCCCCGGGUACGCCUCAACGUGAACCACCUGGUGUUCCACAAGGUGCUGGGAAAAGGCAGCUUCGGCAAGGUGCUGCUGGCGGAGCUGAAGGGGAAGGACCAGUACUUUGCCGUGAAGGUCCUGAAGAAGGACGUCGUUCUCAUGGACGACGACGUGGAGUGCACCAUGGUGGAGAAGAGGGUCCUGGCCCUCGCCUGGGAGAACCCCUUCCUCACGCACCUCUACUGCACCUUCCAGUCUAAAGAGCACCUCUUCUUCGUAAUGGAGUACCUGAAUGGAGGCGACUUGAUGUUCCACAUCCAAGACAAAGGGCGCUUCGAUCUCAACAGAACCACAUUCUACUGUGCCGAGAUAAUAGUGGGACUGCAGUUCCUCCACUCUAAAGGAAUCAUCUACAGAGAUCUGAAGCUGGACAAUGUGAUGCUGGACAAAGACGGACACAUCAAGAUAACCGACUUUGGCAUGUGCAGAGAGAGCGUGUUCGGAGACGUCAAAGCCACCACGUUCUGUGGAACGCCGGACUACAUCGCACCGGAGAUCCUCCUCGGACAGAAGUACACCUUCUCUGUGGACUGGUGGUCCUUCGGCGUGCUGGUGUACGAGAUGCUCAUCGGCCAGUCGCCCUUCCAAGGCGACGACGAGGACGAGCUGUUUGAGUCCAUCAGGUCGGACACCCCCCACUACCCUCGCUGGAUCACCAAGGAGGCCAAGAGCCUCAUUGAACAGUUGUUCGAGCGAGAUCCCAGUCGCCGGCUGGGAGUGGUGGGCGACGUCCGUGCCCAUCCCUUCUUCAAAACCAUCAACUGGCCAGUGCUGGAGAAGAGAGAAAUGGAGCCUCCCUUUAAGCCCAAAGUGAAAUCCGCCAGCGACUGCAGCAACUUUGACCGGGAGUUCCUGAGCGAGAAGCCGCGGCUCUCCCACGCGGACAAGAACCUCAUCGAUUCCAUGGACCCGGCGGCGUUCGCCGGCUUUUCCUUCAUCAACCCCAAAAUGGAGAGCAUGAUCAGCAAAUGAAGAGGAAACACAUGUGCUCCGUUUGGGAACGCGGUCUUCGCCCCUGGAUUUGGGUUCGAGUUGAACCCGGAUGGAUAACGGGAACAUGGAAAAGAUUUUGGGACUUGACUGUGACUUCUAUCGUUCCUCCAUCAGAGGACGAGAGAGAUCAACUGUAUAGGUGUAUAAAAGAAUAUAACGCUCCAGGAAAUUAAGGGAGGUUCUUAUGAUGAAUGCUGGGGGGGGAGUCAAUGAUGCAUUCUGUCUUUCCUUACUCUUCUGUCAUUUCGCCUCGUGAUGACACCUCGGAUAUCAGCAGAUCAUCGACCGUACUGUAAUUAUAAUUCGCAGGAUCUAAAUCCCUCUGAAUUGAAGUUCCUCCAUCGCCUUCUGUCUCGAGGAAUGUGGGCGGUGCUCUAAGCACAUCCCAGAGUCUCGCAUUAACCUGAAAAGCAUUAAUCUGGUUUCAGUUUUUGUCUCGUGUUUUAAAAGCUCUCGCUGAAAGUCCAACUGAAGCGGCGUGCAAACAAUCGCUCUGCACUCAAUAUUGAUUUUUCUGGGCUGCCGUCACUUAUUGGACAGCAGUGUUAUGGUACUUAACCUGUAUCUGUGCUGAAGGAUGUGUGAUUUUGUGUGGGAGGUAUGGGCAUUGGGUCUUUUUUAAAAUGUGUUAUGUUACUUUAAAUGUAGGGAUUUUUAACAUGAAAAUAAUAAUGCUGUAUAUGGAAAAUUUAUGUGUACAUUCCAAUGAGCUGCCUGUGAGUUAUGGGUGUCCUUUUUUACUUAUCUUUUACAUCUGAUUAUGAAUAAAUACGUUGUAAACUCUUAAA